AUGGAGAAUAAAAGUGCCAUGUUUGAGUCGGUCCUGUCCGAUGUAGAAAGACAUUUAGUCAGCACACUUCUCCUCAUCGUUGCCGUGGUUGGAAUUAUUGGGAACAUUCUGGUUAUUCUCGCCUUCGGUCUGUCCCGUAAGCUUCAUAACACAACUAACUGUUUUGUAGUGAAUCUCAGUGUUGCUGAUUUCAUCACUUGCCUCAACAUCCCGAUCAAUGCGGCGGCUAUGCUCAGUCCUCAUGGAUCGAUCCCAGAUUGGAUCUGCAUCGUAUGUGGCUUCUGCUCAGUGACGUGUAUUGGGUGUGGCGUAUAUAAUCUUACAUGUAUCGCUGUCUACCGCCUCGUCUUAGUAUCAAACCGACAACCCCAUCACACAGGUCGUGCAUUUACACAUAUUGUGGUAUCAAUCAUCAUAGGAAUAACUUGGUUGAUCCCACUAACGAUGGCAUCCAUUCCGUUUGUGUUCGGUUUCGGUGAAUUGGGAUACAACCCAAAGUACAGCUCUUGCACUUGGAAGACGUCAUCAAGCAGCACUGAACUUGACUCUUACAGUCUUCUACUAGCUGUGACAUAUUACCCAAUCCCAACAUUUAUCCUCAUUACAAGCUAUGCCAAACUAUUCAUCCAUCUAAAGGGUCACAGAAAACGAGUCAUUCCACUCCAACGAUCGGAAGAAUGCUCGCACCCCGUCCAGCCAGCCCAAAGGGGAGCCAGGAAAAGUAGUCAGAAAGGGGUCACGAAGAACAUGUUUUACGUUGUUUGUGCUUUUUUGGUAUGCAUGACACCGUACAGUGUUUGUUUGGUUGUUUCAGGGAGUGAUUUCUUCAUCCCAUACGCUGUGGUUUUUCUGCUGGCCAGUAGCUGUGUAAACCCUGUUAUUUACGCCACUAAGCAUCCACACUUUAGCAUUGUUAUGCGAAGUAUUAUUACUUGUAGCUUCAAGAAAAUCCCUCAUUUUGUCCUCAAAUAA
Messenger RNA from Asterias rubens (European starfish), 972 nucleotides. RefSeq names its product melanopsin-like. The coding region runs from base 1 to 972 and encodes 323 amino acids. NCBI's taxonomy places the organism in Eukaryota, Metazoa, Echinodermata, Asteroidea, Forcipulatida, Asteriidae. Gene Ontology annotation, biological process: G protein-coupled receptor signaling pathway. The record is from RefSeq and is a predicted model, not a curated record. The transcript has a single exon. Gene Ontology annotation, cellular component: membrane. Gene Ontology annotation, molecular function: G protein-coupled receptor activity.